Molecule: messenger RNA, 1801 nt
Organism: Prorocentrum cordatum
Lineage: Eukaryota; Dinophyceae; Prorocentrales; Prorocentraceae
Source: the annotation of a GenBank genome assembly
GGACUGCUCCCGCCUGGCGGGCGGCAUGCGCCUCGACGUGCCCGUGGACGUCCGGCAGGCGGUGGGCGAGUGCAGGUACUGCCUCGACCGGCUGGCGGGCAGCGCCGCGGGGCGUGCGCAGCACGGCGCCGGGGCGCUCCGGGCCAUGUUCUCCGUGAAGGACUAUCCCAGCAUUGGGACGGCCCAGCUGCUGCUGCUGGCCUGGGAGCCGCCGCCCGCGCUGCGGGGCGUGCGCCUGGCCGACCUCGAGCGGCGGUGGCAGGAGUACAACAAGUCCUCGGCUGGCCACGAGACGCUGAAGCGCGUGGUCUCGCUGCGGUGCUUCGCAGGAGGCAAGCAGCUGGCCGCCCCGAGCACCAGCAGGGGCCGCGCGACCGCCUGCGGCGACAAGGAGGACAAGCGCCUCACGCGCUUCGAGCUCCUGAGGCAGGGCGACGGACGCGUGUGCCUGAGGUCCCUGUGCGGCGGGAGCGAGGGCAGCUACCUCACCGUCCACAAGGAGGACGCGGCCUGCUCGGUCCGGCUCGGGGCCAGCGGCGCGCAGUUCCAGAUGGUGGACAACGGCGACGGUACCUUCAGCUUCAGGACGGUCCACGGGUGCCUCGCCAUUUUCGAGGACGACUCGGUGGGCACGCUGCCCCAGAGCGAGUCGCGCGGCAGGACGCGCUCGCACUUCCAGGUCGAAUCGGGGCCCAACAUGUACGAGGCUGUGAAGUACUGGAUCUCUCCCGAGACGGCGGUCGCGCACUGCUCGUUCGCGUCGCUCUUCGACUACGGCCCCCCGGACACUUUCGUGUCGCACUACUGGGGGCAUUCGUUCGAUGACCUGUUGAAGUCCUCCAGGCUGCACGGCAGCGUGGUCGCGGGCGGCGACGACGCGGCGGGCAGUCGCAGGCGCCUGUGGAUCUGCUCGUUCGCGAACGACCAGCGCCGCGUGUCCGAGGAGCUCGGCAGCGACAUAGACGAGUCCGCCUUCAAGAAGGCGCUGGAGAGCCGCACCUGCUCGGCCAUGGCGCUCAUGUUCGGGGAGGACGGCGCUCCGCUGCAGCGCUGCUGGUGCCUCUACGAGAUCCUGCUGUGCGAGUACCUGCAGCUGCCGCUGGACAUCUGCACGCCGAAGGGCGUCGUGAACCGCGGCGGGACGCGCGUGGACAACGGCAUAGACGUGCUGGAGACAUGCAAUCGGAUCGACGUGGGCACCGCCACGUGUUCCAACCCCGAGGACGCGAAGAAGAUCCGCGCCAAGAUCGAGUCUUCCCUUGGCUACGAGCGCAUGAACCACACGAUCCGCACGAAGAUGGUGGACGGGCUAGACAAGGCGUUCGAGCUACAGGUCGACCGCUUGAAGAAGGCGGUAGACACCACCGGGAUUCAGGAGGACGGGGACCCCCAGUCGCCGGGCAUGCUCACGCGCAGGCGCUCGUGGGCCAGGGACGAGUCGCCCUCGCGGAGGAGCGACGACUCGCUGGGGGGCUUCGCGUCGGCCAGGGGCUCGCCAGGCCUAGAAGAAGAGAACGCCCAGCUGAAGAAGCGAAACGCUCGACUCUUCGAGAAGCUGGAGAAGAUGAGGCUGGAGAAUGUCAGGCUGAAGUUGGAGACAGGCAGGCUCCAGGAAGAGCUGGACGACGAGAGGAAGAAGAAGAGGAAGCAGUCGAACGCGUGACGAGCGACAGCGCGGCGACGAGGCGUGCGCGCGUGACGCCUACGGACCCCGCGUCUCUUCGCGCUUGUUUCACCUCGCUUGUUCGGAUGGUGUUUAGUGUCGCGUCUGGCGCGAUGUGCGUGUAUGUGCGGGGGAGGG